AUGACGGGAAGAAUUUCUCUAGUUGAACAAAAAAGAUUGCAAUGGGCAAAAGAAAGAGAAGAAAUGGCAAGAUUAAAUGAGCACUGGAGUGCCUCGAAGCCAUCAAAUCCAAUUUAUUCUGCAAUUCGCUCAAGAAUGUCGACACGAGAUUAUCAAAGUAGUAGUAAUAGUUGUAGAAAACCGCUCCGUGCUAGUGAACAUCAUGGUAGCACAGCAAGUUUGAAGAGUGUUGAUACCGCAUCCACAAGCUUACGAAGUUUAGACUUCGCUAAUAGUGGUAGUAUGAUCAAUAUUGUUGAUUGUAUAGAAUUACCAGGAUCCAUGAGAAAAAGAAGUCCUAGUUUACCACCAAUAUAUACCAAAGAACACCAUCAACAUCAGCACACAUAUAAAUCACAGGAACUUCCUAGUCUAGAGGUAGAGGGCUCACGAUUUAUAAAUCAACCCCGAACACAAAAACAUUCAAACAACCAAGUAGAACGUGACAUUUUAAUUCGUAAUACGUACGAAGAACGUGAAGGAGAAACUUCAGGGUACGCAAGCGACUCUAUUGAAGUCAAUGCUAUUCAAACCGGAUUACUUCCACUUGAAAAAUCACAAGGAGAUACCGAAAUGGCUGAAAGACUUUGGCAAAAUUGUUAUUAUGAUUCACCAGAUCCUUCACUGCCACCAUCAAGAAAAUUCACAAGCCCUCGUUUAGUUGAAUUGAAUAGACCCAGAUGGGGAAGUAUUUGGAAUCAAGAUAAUACACGAAAUGACUUACCACCACCCUCGUGGUUAGAACGAGGGCUAUCUCGACUAGAUCACUCCAGCCAGGUCUUAGUAAUUAAUCACGACAGUGCUAGCAGCCCUGAUAGUUCAUCGACUGGUUCAACAGACUCAAAGACUUAUUUACGAGGUCAAAAUAUUCCAGUAGAUGCGCAAAUACUCCAAGAACGUGAAGCACGACGACAAAAAGCCCUUGAGCUUCAGAGUGCAAUAAAGCAGCAGUUGGAAGAAAAAGAUAGACGCAGAAAGGAAGAGAAGGAAAGAAAACUCCGGGAAGAGUUAGAAGAAGAAGAGAGAAUCAAAAGGGAAAGAGAUAAAGAGAUAGCGAGAUUUGAAGAAGAACAGAGAAAGUUAAAGGAAAAAGAAGACGCCAAGAAAAAAAAAGAAGAGACAAUGAGAGAAAUACUCGAGACAGCAGAGCGACUUGCCAAAGAGAAAAAACGACAACGUCGUCAACGUGACGAUUUUAAAAACGUAACGACGAUCAAUGACCCGGAGGUAAAUGAUUGGCCACCUGAUACUAUAAGCAAUAAAUCUUUUCAACUCAAUGAUUAUCCAAUAAAUAAUACGGAGACUUUUAAUACAAAUGAUAGCAAUCCAAUAAAUACUACCGAGAGUUGUAGCAAAAAAUUUGAUGAUGAAUCAGCUAAUGAAACUGCUCGCGAAAAUUUAAUGAGAUUGAAUAAAGAUGUGGCGAUUGUCCUCACAGGAAGACUUGAAGAUACCAAUUUUUUAAAUGGAAAUAAUGUUAAAUUGCUAAAUUUUAUUGUUAAUUCCAGCACACAAUGUGAUAAUAAUUCAAUGACUGUUAAUAAUAAUAAUAAUAAUAAUAAUAAUUUAAAUAGUUUAAUUAAAAGUUUAACUAAUUCAGGAUUUGUAAAAAGUACAUGCGGAGCAUCUUGUUCACCAAGGAUUGUUGAAAAUCGUUUGCUAACACCAAGUAAAUAUAGAAUUAACUAUGGAAGAGAUUUUGGUACACAAACAGAUGUUGAAAAUGAUAGUAGUGAUUUAGGAAGUAAAGAUGUUUGUAGAGGAUCUAAAGAAAGUGUCAACAUACGACGAGAUACUGACAAAUCGACGGGUACUUCAAUUGAAGAGAAAAAUCUGUUGCGAUCAAAAUCACAGCCGCGACAAACGAUUGCAACCCGACCGCGGUGGAAUGCCAAUAGGCCUGGGACACGAUACAGAACACAGAGCGAGAAGGAUCCCCAUUAUCAAAGACGUAUGAGAUUGAGGAGACGACGAGUGGAAUCGAGUGAUGAACGAUCAAGGUUUUCUUUUUUUUAUUAAUAUUAUCUAUCCCAAUUUUUUUACAAUUAUAAUUUAUAUUGUAGGUCACCAUCACCUGAUCGCAGAAAAAUGAGUAACUUAAAAUCAAAAAUUCGUAAUUCGAUUCAACGAAAAUCUAAACGAGACAAUUAUGAUGCUGACUUGUCAAUGGAUAGUUUAAAUUCAGUUGUACCAUUACGUGUAAAUGAACACGGGCGUAUUAUCGUACAAAUGAACAAAUCUGAUAACAGUUUACAUAUAAAAGAUGAUGAUAAAAGAAUUGAAACAAAUAAUAAAAAUAAAUUAAAUCUGUGGUGUGAACAAGACAUACUUACGCAAUUGGCUUCGUUAAAAAAUGGAUUAUUGGCGAAACAACGCGAGUGGGAUUCAGAAAGAUGUUUAGUGUCACCAAGCACAGAAUUUUAUUAA
Microplitis demolitor is the source of this 2466-nucleotide messenger RNA. RefSeq names its product transcription initiation factor TFIID subunit 1. Gene Ontology annotation, biological process: cilium assembly. The record is from RefSeq and is a predicted model, not a curated record. Gene Ontology annotation, cellular component: cilium; microtubule. Gene Ontology annotation, molecular function: microtubule binding. The transcript is spliced from 12 exons. Lineage: Eukaryota; Metazoa; Arthropoda; Insecta; Hymenoptera; Braconidae.